AUGCAUGUAAAUAGUCAAAUAUUUCUAAGAAAAUCUCGUUUGAGCUUACCAAUAAUAACACCUAGCAGAAUUAAUUUUCCGACAGUAAAAUCAAGUGUUAUUGUUAUGCUAGCUGUUGCUGUGCUGCUGGGUAGUGAUUAUUGUUGUGCUGGCGGUGGUGGUGGUUAUCGUUGUUGUUCCGCACCAUUAUUUGGCAAUACAUCUUCUUGUAAUACGCUCAUCUAA
Adineta steineri is the source of this 225-nucleotide messenger RNA. NCBI's taxonomy places the organism in Eukaryota, Metazoa, Rotifera, Eurotatoria, Adinetida, Adinetidae. The record is from the annotation of a GenBank genome assembly.